This is a messenger RNA of Sabethes cyaneus, 2181 nucleotides long. RefSeq names its product leucine-rich repeat-containing G-protein coupled receptor 4-like. The transcript is spliced from 4 exons. Gene Ontology annotation, molecular function: protein binding. NCBI's taxonomy places the organism in Eukaryota, Metazoa, Arthropoda, Insecta, Diptera, Culicidae. Gene Ontology annotation, cellular component: extracellular matrix. The record is from RefSeq and is a predicted model, not a curated record. The coding region runs from base 1 to 2181 and encodes 726 amino acids.
AUGGUUUGGAUGUCCAAGGAGCAUUCUACAAUGAUUACGGCGGACAUAUUGGCGUGCUUGACACAUAAAGCUUUCAGUAUUUUAUUGAACACCGGAGGGAUGGAACGGUUAAACUUACUAUCCAACUCGUGUAUCAUCUGCAUCUAUGUACUGCAUGCCUGCUCACUGCUAGCUGUAGCAGUGUUAAGCAGCCCAAACAAUGAAGAUUGCCUAAAUCGAUUCACAAAUCCUGUGGACAUGACGGCUUGCAACAUAACAGAGCUAAACCCUUACCAUUUCAGCCGUUACCUUUUCGUUAGGACCCUUGACAUGAGCAACAACGUAGAGUUUGAUUUUCCUUCGAAUGGAUCAGCAUUUCUGUACCACGAUGUAUUAGUUCAAUAUUACUGCAUAAAUUGCGGUAUCACAGUGAUUUACAACAAUACAUUUGCCGGACUUCGUCAACUAAAAUCGCUCAACUUAGGGUCCAACCGCUUAAAAUCAAUCCCUGCUGAGGCAUUCAAUUACAAUCAAAUACAAUUCCUGUUUCUAACAAACAAUCGGAUCGAACGGUUUAAUGAGCGGAAUGAGCUAGAAACUAUGCAGCACCUGUGGAUAUUGGAUGUGAGUGAGAACGAAGGAUUUGACCUAAAUAAUCUGUCGAUAGACUUUCGAAGACUGGAACGGGUGCUUUGCAACAAUUGCAAUCUAUCCAGCAUCGAUGGUCAGUGGCUUUCUAAAAUCGGUCGUCUAAAAAAGUUACAUCUGGAAGGCAACUCAAUAAGUGUGGUUUCGAAAAAUUGCUUCGACAAUAAUAGUGUACUGAAUUAUGUGAACCUUAACAACAAUCCCAUACGGGAACUUACCAUUACCAGUGACAGCCUGGAAACGUUGACCUGCAUUAACUGCAACAUUACGCACCUAACCGAAGGGAAUUUUAAACUACUACCGAAUUUAAAGUUGCUGCAGCUACAAAACAACAGUAUUGAACGAAUUGAUCCGUUUACGUUCUUCUCCAAUCCAAAACUGAAAACUCUUCUGUUGGACUACAAUAAUCUGACGAGCUUUCCAAUAGAGAUCCUAAGAACAUCUCGAGCGCUCCAGCAGCUAUGUUUGGAUAAUAACUAUUUUCACCCAAUGCCGAAAUUCAGUGAACUUAGUGAAUUAUACAAAUUAUUGCAACUUCGGAAGGAUUGUGCCGCAGGAACGGUUCAUCGACGCCACUUCGAAAACAUUAUUCCCAAUAUGGACGUAGAAGGAAAUUCACUCUAUGAAAAGGAUCUUCCCGCUUGCAAUAACAGCAUAAGCAUUGCCAACCGGAAUGUAAUAUUUAUUGAUCCUAUGGCUUACGAGGCGUGUCAAUCGCUCACCAUUUUGAACAUGAACAACAACACAAACUUCAGUUUUCACAAACAUUACCCAUUGCUUUACAGUGAGUCCCUAGAAAGCUAUUCCUGUCAACAUUGCAGUAUUCGAGUGAUCUACGAUGACACCUUUGCUCAUCUACCAAAUUUGCAGAAAAUAUUUCUGAAGCACAAUCAUCUGACAAAAAUAUCCUACGAAGCAUUUCAUUCCAAUAAAAUGUUAAGGCAUAUCGACUUCGACUACAAUAAACUGCAAAUGCUCCCAAUUCAGUUACUUUCUGCGCAGACAAACUUAUCAAUCUUGAAUCUGAAUGACAACUACGAACUUGCGUUCACCCCUACGAUUCCAUUCGCCGAUCAGCCGGUUGUCGAGAAAUUCAAUGCGAAACGGUGUGCCAUUCAGCGCAUCACCAGUACCAGCUUCUGUGCAAUGCCGGGAUUGAGAGAAAUCUACAUUACGGACAAUCCCAUCGAUUUCAUCGAUGUACGAGCUUUCCAGAAUAACCUACAACUGCGCAUUCUAGACCUAUCCAACACCCAUCUGGUAGUGUUUCCUGCCCCAGCAAUCGCACCGCUGAAACAGUUGGAAACAUUUUGUCUAGCCGGUAUGGACCGAUACGUCUACGGCAAUCCUGUUCAGUUGGAAAACAACAGACAACUUGUGAGCAUGAUACCGAAAAAAUUGUCAAGCUGUAGUGAUCAGUUUAUUGCCAGGUUGGAGAAUGCCACAAGGAGAAGUACUACUAGUACUACUAGUACUACUAGUACUACAAGCGUGCUGCCACCGUUGCAAGCCCGCUACAAAGCCAAAAGUUCUGGUACGGAUGGCUUCGGUUGA